UUUUAUUUUAAAGGCGAGCGCCCGUACCGGUGCGAGUGGCCCGGCUGUGAGGCCAGUUAUUAUAUGCCAUCGAAACUAAAUAGACAUAAAUUAGCACACAAUGGCAUCAAGAAGUACCAGUGCUCGUGGCCUGACUGUCAUAUGAAGUACAGCACAAGUCAUAACUUAAAACUACAUCUAAUGGCUCACAGGAAUGAGAGACCCUUUGUCUGUGUAUUUCCUAACUGUGAGCGACGUUUCACCGAUAAGUCACAAAUGAGACGCCACUCAAAGAAAGUGCACAAAACCGCGUCAAAUACCGGCUCAUAA
This is a messenger RNA of Oppiella nova, 309 nucleotides long. NCBI's taxonomy places the organism in Eukaryota, Metazoa, Arthropoda, Arachnida, Sarcoptiformes, Oppiidae. The record is from the annotation of a GenBank genome assembly.